This is a messenger RNA of Papaver somniferum (opium poppy), 654 nucleotides long. RefSeq names its product DNA-directed RNA polymerase I subunit 1-like. Bases 154 to 654 code for a protein of 166 amino acids. The record is from RefSeq and is a predicted model, not a curated record. Gene Ontology annotation, cellular component: RNA polymerase I complex. Gene Ontology annotation, molecular function: DNA-directed RNA polymerase activity; DNA binding. The transcript has 4 exons. Gene Ontology annotation, biological process: DNA-templated transcription. NCBI's taxonomy places the organism in Eukaryota, Viridiplantae, Streptophyta, Magnoliopsida, Ranunculales, Papaveraceae.
AGACAGUGUGCAUCUCCAUACUUCUGCAUUUUCCCCCCCUUCUCUUUUCUCUUUAAUGUAGUCUCUUCCGAUAGACGAGGUGCCAAGGAUAGUGCGGCUAAUGGAGGAAUAUGUCAGCUGCUGGAGAAGAAGGAGGGUCUUUUUCGGCAAAAAAUGAUGGGAAAGAGGGUUAAUCAUGCAUGUCGGUCUGUCAUUUCUCCAGAUCCCUAUUUAGCAGUCAAUGAAAUUGGAAUUCCUCCUUGCUUUGCGCUGAAUUUGACGUAUCCAGAGAGAGUGACGCCUUGGAAUGUUAACAAACUGAAGGAGGCUAUCCUCACCGGCGGUGAGGAACAUCCCGGAGCUACACACUAUGUAGAUAAGUAUUCAAGUGUUAAAUUGCCAAAAGCUAAGCAAAAGCGAUUUGCAUAUGCAAGGAAGUUACCCACUUCGAGAGGAGUCCUUACACAAACUGGCAGGAGUGUUGAGCAAGAACUUGAAGGAAAGGUGGUGUACCGCCAUUUACGAGAUGGAGAUAUAGUGCUCGUCAAUAGACAGCCAACACUUCACAAACCAAGUAUUAUGGCUCAUGUUGUCCGUGUUCUGAAGGGGGAGAAAACACUGCGUAUGCAUUACGCAAAUUGCAGGUUUAAUAUCCUUUUUUCCUCUAUUUUAUGA